Molecule: messenger RNA, 2507 nt
Organism: Photinus pyralis (common eastern firefly)
Lineage: Eukaryota; Metazoa; Arthropoda; Insecta; Coleoptera; Lampyridae
Product: transmembrane protein 234 homolog
Exons: 6
Coding region: 294-665 (123 amino acids)
Source: RefSeq, a predicted model, not a curated record
AUCCAAGAAUAAAGUCCCAAAGGCCAAAUCCCAAUAUCACCACUCAGUGGCGUGUCAUCCACAGAAAAUACCACAGAAUCAAGAUUGCAUAGAUACCGGGUGAUUAAAUCAGACCGUCACGCGAUUGUACACAGAAACAAGAUUUUAUACAACGAGGGACAAGCACUCCUAAUCAGAAAAAAAACCGGGAUUUUUCCAAAACUAAUGUUUUAUUUAUGCCAUGUACUGCACUGAUUUUGAGGUUAACUUUAUGAUUUUAAAAAAUACGGAAAAGUUUGAUUUUGGUAACAGAAAUGAUUUAUGAAAUAGCCUCUCUGUUAACUGUUGCUGCACUGUGGGGAUGUACUAAUCCAUUAAUAAAACGUGGAUCUAAGGAUAUCGUUAAAGUGAAAGCCGACAAUUGCAUUGCACAAUUUUUCUUAGAAUUAAAAUAUCUGUUUACUAAUUACAAGUAUUUACUACCAAUGGGCUUAAACCAACUUGGUUCAGUGUUAUACUUUGUAUUGUUACAAAGCCUAGAUUUAUCGCUAAUGGUACCAGUUGCAAAUUCGCUGACAUUUGUGUUUACUGCCAUUACUGGAAAAUAUUUAGGCGAACAGUCGGCAGGACAAAAGACAUACCUGGAAUUCGUUCGCGAAUGUUCGUGUCACGCAACCCUCGUAUAAAUUGAGCACGUAGAAAAAUAUCAGAGAAUGACUUACCACAGUCACAUUUGAAACUGCAAGUAGAAGCUAGACGUCUUAAUUCCGCUAUAAAAUCUGCGACUGAUUCUGUGGCUCCUUGAAAACGACACAUGGACCUAUGGUGUUGGACCACUACAUUUGGCUUAGGACACAAAUGGCUUGAAAGUAAUUCCACAACUUUGUCAUAUCCCAAUACCGUAACAUCUUCGGGUGCAGCCAAUGACUUAACCAAUUCAUAAUAUCGCGGUCCUAUGCAAUUUAAUAACACUUUUGCACAAACGUGUUUAUCACCAAAAAUGUUUUUCAACUGUAGAAAAUUUUCUAACCUUUGCUUGUAGUUUUCGAAACUUUCCUUCUCUGCAUCGAAACUGUCAAUGUUACCCACAACAUUAACAUUAUGAACUGGCGGUUGAAUAGUUUGACUUGACUGUAAACAUUGGGCAAGCAUUGCCAUCAUUUGUUGAAAUUGAUUAGGAUCCAUAAUUGAAAGAAAAUUUGACGUUUACGUAGGUACGUGCGUUGAGUAUUGGAACUUUUAUUUCGAAAACACGGCACUUUUUAACAUAGUCAAUAAACUUUUAAUCCUCGUCGCCACUUUUAUAAUUUCUGGAUGGUAGAACACAAGAACAUAACAAUAGAUUUCUUUAUUAAAACUGAACUUAUGAACGAACAAAUUAUAUAAUGUUAUUAUGAAUGACGUGCGAUGCUUACCUAACUGUCUUUUUACAUUUUCUUUUCAUUCUUAGAGUGCAUACUUUAUUAAGAUACAACAAUUCUCGUGCGCUUAAUUUGAAACUAAUAUAGAUAACAUUUAACAACAAUAUAUAAAUUUAGAAUAGAAUAUUUAACUAUUAAAUUAUCGAACAUAAUCUGGUAACCUGAGUGGCUUCCUACGAUUUCUCUGACUACGUCUGAGCUGUUCAUCUUGAGCUGGAGCUGGAAUCAUCAUUUGAUUAUUAUUUGCAAAAUUUAAAAUGUCUCUUCUUGUUUCUGGAGUCUUCAUUUCACGUACAGGAUUUUUAAAUGAUACAGACUUCUUAAUGUUAUCUCCGCAGCUAUUAAUUUCAGACUUGAUUAAUUGAUUUAUGUGGCGUUUGAUCAUGUAACCAUCAUCUAACUUUACAAUGUAGUGCAAAUUACCAAGUUUCCUGAUUAUUAUUCCAUAUUUCCAACUCUUAGGGCCGAUUCUACAAUGCAGGUAUAUACCGAGAAUAUGCUAUACCUAGAAUAAAUGUCGACGGUUGCGUUGGUUACAAUUCUGUCAACCAAUGAGAUACAUGUUGCUAUGGCAGUUUUUCCAAGGAUAUCUUAUUCUGCGUAAAAGUGUAAUUGUAAAACCGGCCCUUAGUCGGAUAGUGUCUUGAUUGUACACGAUCUCCCACUUUUAAUAUACGAUGUCGUAUUGUAGAUAUAUCAUUUGGCUUUUGAACUGGAUUUGGCCGCAUUGCAUCUAACUUCGUUCGAAAUGGUCGAUUUAAAUAAAUUUCAGCUGGACUUUUUCCAGAUUUUAGCGGCGUAGCUCGGAAUCGAAACAAUAUUUCACGAAUUCUUUCGGCUAGACCAUUCGUUGACGGGUUUCCUGGAGCGAUGAAAUUUUGUGAAAUUCCACUCAUUUUGCAGAAUUCCUCGAAUUCAGUACUUUUAAAAAUUGUUGCGUUGUCGGAUACUAAUACCUACUUGAGGAAAUCCACUUGAAGCAAAAAUAUCUUGUAGCAGGUUAAUUGUGGCAGUUGAUGUUCGACUCACAGAAUACGGCCUUCUCAGAAUAGAAACAGCAAUGUUACAAAUUUGUAUCAUAGAUAUAUAAAUACCUAGAUACAGCCA